Cygnus atratus (black swan) is the source of this 7206-nucleotide messenger RNA. Its product is annotated as KIAA1549 ortholog. The transcript has 20 exons. The record is from RefSeq and is a predicted model, not a curated record. Bases 157 to 5907 code for a protein of 1916 amino acids. NCBI's taxonomy places the organism in Eukaryota, Metazoa, Chordata, Aves, Anseriformes, Anatidae.
CCUGCGGCGGGGGCGCGCUCGGGGAGGGCUGCGGGCGGGCGGGCGGCCGGGGGCCGCCUCCCACCCGGAUGCGCCCGGGAGGAGGAGGAGGAGGAGGAGGAAGAGCAGCGCAGCCCACCGUGCCCGCGGGGCGCCGCGAUGACCUGACGCCGCGCCAUGGAGCGGACGCCGCGCUUGGCCGCGGCGCUGCCCGCCCUGCUGCCGCUGCUGCUCGCCGUGCCGGCGCUGCGGGGCUCGCCCGCCGUAGAUGAGAUAUCUGUGGAGCAGCGAAAUUUUUCCUUUUUCUCAAUGGCCUCAAAGGUGCACCAAAGCAUAUCAGGCAGCAGGACACAAAUGGCCUUAGCGAAAAGUACUUUGGAGUCCCAAGAAAGUAAUUUCCUUCAAACAGUUUUAUCAUCAGUUACCACUCCCCUUGAUGUGACUUCAUUUAACCAAGAAGAAACGAUCAGGAUUUCAGAAUGGAGAAGUAUGCCAUCGGUAGAUGUCUCCGUAACAAGCAAUGAGGCAUUCUUAAGUGACAAUGAAUUUAUUAGCUCAUUUCCAAAGGCACAGUGGACUCCUCCACUGAAGUCUUCUGCAGUUUUACCAGAUCAUCAGUCUAAUACAGUAGAGCCACCAAGAGAAGUAUUAGAAACUCUGUUGCUAACACCUUCAUUAUCUGUCUUUUUUAUACCAUACGAAAUCUUGAAAACAGCACAGCAAAAGACUCCGCUAAGUGCUGUCCCUAGUCCCAGUAACACUCUCACAGAACUGAAGCCUUUUGUACCAGAUAGUGAAAUUCUAAGUUCAAGCAGAGACUUGCUGUUGCACCCUCCAAAUACAGAUGUUUAUUUCACUCCCAUUCCUUUAGAGGAGGUGGGUGAGGUGUGGGAAAACGUAAACAGAAGUUUAACGUCUCUGCUUUCUGAGGCAACUUCACGAGAGCCACCUGUCCAUCUCCAGUUGCUGGAUAGAGAUAGCCAUGUUGCAGCAGAUGCUACAGCACAAAGUAUAGACCCAAAUGGUGACAAUUACACUGAUGUGAGUAGCUGGGCAACAGAAGUACUCGGUGUAAGGACCUACCCUGCUCCAAGCAGUCCCUGGGCCACACCUGCUGCUGCAGCAGCCAGUGCUGAGCCCAGUUUGUUUGCAAUCAGUCUUCCACUUGCACCUUUCCCUGGUCACUCAGCUGUCGUUUCUGCUAACGCUGGCACGGUUCUUAAUGCCAGCUUGUUUACACACCACUUCUCCAGUACAGCACCAAAUUUGCCUGCUGGUUCAGAAAUACCAAGUCAACCUGAGCUUGUUAGUGAGCUCAUAAGCCCAGUGCCUUUCACGAGAUCAUACAGUUCUUGUUUAUACUGUGACUCGGUUUCACUUCUGCCAGAGGCAGGCUUUGCUCCAGAACAUGAUGUGGGCUCAGGUGAUUACAUUGAAACCAUGUCAGUCCAAGCCUCUGAAGUACAAGGAGUAACUCCAUUUACAACUAUAAUUACCGAUCAGUAUGAGUUCGAUGAGCCUACACCUGAGAUUUUUGAUACUUCUUUUCCAUCAAGACCAGUUGUUUCAUUUUCUUCAAGAUUUGCAGAGAUCCCUGAUUCAAGUGUGUUUUUAUCAAGCACUGUGGGCACUGCCAUUGAUGACAGAAUACCUAUGAGUUCUCCUUCCUACCAUCAUCUUCCUGGAGAGAUGUCACUGGACAUCUCUGUUGCCCAGUUUUCCCUCUCUGCUAUGGAAACUGUUUCACCGCCACCAAGCACUGGUGCAGAACGUCCUGCUGCCACCACUGUUCUCUCUGAAACUGCGGUCACCCCGAGUGAGCUGGUAGUGUCUUCUGCAGUCAGUCACACAACUUUUCUGGACUCACCAGAACUUAGGCCAUCAGAAUCAGGAUUUUUGCUUGACAAGACAUCUACAAGGGAAGAACCAUCUUUAACAGUUUCAGAUUUUUUGUCCAAUCUUUUAUCAACACCAUUUCUGAUUGAACCUAGCUACUCGUUUUUGUCGUCAGCCAUGCUACACUCUUACUCUGUCGUGCAGAGUGAUUUAUCAACACUCUUACCUCAGACCUUGUUGACUGGGACAUCAGUACUUUAUGAGGACGUUUCCAGCUGGGACUUAGCUACUGCUGUCAGCUCUACCAGUAACAUUGAGGUUUCUCUGUUCUCUCUCGGACAAGCACCAUACUUCUACUCAAAUGCAUCCUCUACUCCAGGUCCACACGUUCCUGAAAUAAUGCCAUCAUCAGGUUUGCAUUCUGACUCAUCUGUGUUUCUGGAAGCACCAUCAGUAUUGGUAGCGGGAUCCGAAGUUGUGAUUACCUCAGCUGUUACAGGAGCUACCUCUCAGUUAGAGCCUUCGCCCUCCUCCUUCCAGCCUGUGGUUCCCACCCUGGUGCUGCCUGCUUCCGACACCGAGCCUGUUAACAGCAGUGUCCUGCUCGACGAGACGAGUCUGAUCUCUCUGUUUACUCCCUUUCCAACAACUCCUGUCUUAAAUGUGUCUUCAUCUCUGCUCUCAACUGUUCUGGCUUCUGAUGAGGAUACUGGUGCUACAGUUAACGCCACGCUGCUUUUAACAUCCCACAGCGAGGGCAGCGCCCACCCCACAGCACUUGUGACUGCAGGCCCUGACAGCCUGAUGCCGCGUGUCGAUGCCAGCAGCGUCGCUCCCUCUCCUACACAAUCUCCAUCUGUGAUCACAUCGCUCGUUCCCACACCAUUUCCUCCGACUUCUCACCCUGCCACGGGGUAUGAUGUUCCAGCGGGAACUGGCAGUACCAACACAUCGGCUGCUCCUGGCACUGUCCCCAAAACUGCUGCCGCUAGCACCCCGAGCAGCCGCGCCACGCCUGCUGCGGGCAGCAGCCCCGGCACCUUCUCCUCCCCUCCUCUGCUCACCAUCUUCUCCUCCCCUCCUCUGCCCACCACCACCGCUCGGCCCAGAGCCACGGUCCUGACCUCUGCCGCCAGCACCACCAGGCAGCCCUAUGUCUGCGACAUCGCGGUCCCCGAUGCUUACCUUGUCACUGCCGUGCUGGCCCGAAGAGCUGUUCUACAAAAUGUCAGUGAAUCCAUCAGAGAAGUGCUCAGAGUUCAGUUCAGGCGAUCAGUAGAGCUAGAGGUUUAUAAAAUUUCCCCGAAAUAUGCUUUCUUGGUGACAUCAGGUCCUUUUGUUUACACGGCGAUAGCUGUCAUAAAUGUGCUUGUGAACAGCAGUCUUCUUCGUGGUGAGAGCCCCCUGAUCCUCUCGCUGCAUCCUUCUUUCACCAUGCCCGAUAACAGAUUCCAGGUUCAGACAGUGCUUCAGUUUGUGCCUCGAAAUGUGGAUAUUGGGUUCUGCGACUUCAGCCAGCGCAUUGAAAAGGGGCUGACAAUGGCAUUCAUGGAGGUGAGCAAACAACACCAGGAGUUCUACAACUUCACUGUGCAGAUACUGAAUAUAACUCUGAGUAGGCCCGGGGCUGCAUUUCGUCAGGGCCCCGUGAGCAUCAUUUUUGCCAUCCGAGAUAGAUAUGGUUUUCUAAAUGGGUCCGAAGUCAGUGAGCAGUUAAGAAACUUGUCCGUGGUGGAAUUCAGCUUCUAUCUGGGUUUUCCUGUGCAGCAAAUUGCUGAACCCUUUCAUUAUCCUAAGCUUAAUGUUUCGCAGUUAAUGAAAUCUUCCUGGGUGAGAACAGUUCUCUUGGGUGUCGUCGACCAGCGAAUUCAGGAGGAAGUAUUUCAGGCUGAGAUGGAGCGGAAGCUAGCUCACCUGUUAAACGAGGCUUUGGCCAGAGGGCGGAUAUGGAGACGAGCCAGUUUUGCAGGCAGCAACAUUGUGCAGAUUGUGAAUGUGUCACGGUUAGAUGGUGUUGAUAACCCUGUGGAGCUGAUCUACUUUGUGGAGGAUCAGGAUGGAGAGAGAUUCAGUGCUUUGAAGUGCUCUGACCUGAUGAACAGGGUUGAUAUCCAGCGGGCUGCAAUCAUCCUUGGAUACCGCAUUGAAGGCGCCGUUGCACAGCCUGUGGAAAAGCUGAAGGAGUCCUCCUCAGAGUCACAGAAUAGCAACCUAUGGAUUAUUGUUGGAGUGGCAGUCCCAGUUGCUGUGGUGCUCCUGAUCGUUAUUAUUUUAUACUGGAAACUUUGUCGAACAGACAAGCUGGAGUUUCAGCCAGACACGAUAAGCAACAUUCAGCAGCGACAGAAGCUACAAGCCCCAAGUGUGAAAGGCUUUGAUUUUGCUAAGCAGCAUCUGGGCCAGCACAAUAAAGAUGAUGUCCUGAUUAUCCAUGAGCCAGCUCCUUUACCAGGACCUGUUAAGGACACUACCCCAUCUGAAAAUGGAGAUGUGCCCAGCCCCAAGUCCAAGACUUCCUCAAAACCUUCAAAGACUGUCCGACACAGAGGGAGAGUUUCACCAUCAGAUGCUGACUCCACAGCAAGUGAACAAUCCAGCGGGAGAGAGACAGGAGAGGAAACUGCAAGACCAUCAACUGCAAAUGAGGGUAAACCACGCAGAGGAGUGAAGAAGGGACCUCCUCAGACAAGCAGUGGAAACGAGCAGCACUCCUCAGCCUCGAUCUUUGAACAUGUGGAUAGGAUGUCACGUUCCUCAGAUGCAAGCAGACGGGUCCCAAGCAAGAUCCAGCUGAUUGCUAUGCAGCCGAUGGCAGCACCUCCAAUUCAGAAUUCUGUGCUUUCUGAUCGAGUAGCAGAGACCAACAAAAUUAAUAAAGAGAUACAGACAGCCCUAAGGCAUAAAUCUGAGAUUGAGCAUCACCGCAAUAAGAUUCGUCUUCGCGCCAAGCGCAAAGGGCACUAUGAAUUUCCAGUGGUGGAUGAUGUGGUGGUGGUUGACUCCAAAGAACAACACAGAAUAUAUCGCAAGGCACAGAUGCAGAUUGACAAGAUCUUGGACCCUGGAGGCAGUGUGCCUACUGUCUUCAUAGAACCCAGGAAGAGCUCUCGUGCAAAACGUUCUCCCAAGCAGCGCCGGCGACAUCAGAUAAACGGUAGUCCCAUUGAUGCGGAAAAGGACAGGUUAAUCACAACUGAUAGUGAUGGGACAUACAAACGACCUCCAGGAGUCAAUAACUCUGCAUAUAUUUCUGAUCCGGAUUUGCCUCCUGAUCCUCAUACAUCAUCUUCAGCAGAUCUGGGGAAGUUCCCCGGCUUGCCUUCCCACCCAGUCUCCCAGUACGUCCCACCGCAGCCAUCCAUAGAAGAGGCUCGGCAGACCAUGCACUCAUUGCUGGAUGACGCCUUUGCCCUGGUGGCUCCCAGCAGCCAAGCGGCCAAUUCCACAGCCGUCACACCACCUGGGGUCUCUGCAGGACAGCCGAGAUAUGUGGAAUUUGGAAUGACUCCACCAGCAGCACCAGGUCUCCUACCAAGGCAGAACUUUGGGCCAGGUUUUCUUCAACCGGCGGAGUUAAUGCACCCAGACCAGCAGCCACCCGAGGCUCAUUAUUCCUCCAGAGGAAUAUACUCAGAGGAAAUGCCAUCAGUGGCACGACCACGACCAGUUGGAAGCACUGCAGGUUCUCAGAUACAGCACCUCACUCAGGUGGGAAUUGCUAGCAGGAUCGGAGGUCAACAAGUGGAGAUCCCCUCAGGCAGAGCAGGGCAUGGCCAGCCGGGGGGGCCAGGGUGGCCCCAGUACCGUGGAGAGGAUGAAUAUGCUAGGCGAGAUGCAACACAUAUGCAUGGACACCAAGAAUAUUCCUCCUCACCAGUAUUCCAGAUGCCGAGGACUUCAGCCAGGCAGCCUUCGGCACCCCCUGCUCAGCUUCCGCACAACAGCCUUCAGGGCCAGGGCCUUUGCUACACCACCAGUUCCACUGAGGACCUCCAGCCAGGUCACUCUUCAGCCUCUCUUAUAAAAGCAAUUAGAGAAGAACUUCUACGACUUUCUCAGAAACAGACAACAGUGCAGAACUUCCAUAGUUGAUUUAGCAUUCCCUUGCAAAUCUGCCAGGUAUCUGCUUCCUAUGGAAGCAAAGACUUAAAGGAAAUCACCAAUGUUGUUCUCUCAAAAGAAUGGACUUCCGCAGCUCUUUAAAGACCACUCUGGAAAAAAGAAAAGGCAGCAAAAUGAGAAGAGUGUAAGAGAGACAGGGGACAAACAGGGAAAAUCAUCAGUGUCAUCGCAAGCAAUGUUAAUUAGUCUGCUGUUACUAUGGUGCUCCUCUUCUCUUCCUACCCUCAUUCAGUCUAACAAAUAAAUAAAAAGUUAGGUCAAGAAGUCAAUACUCCAGCAACAGAAAAAUCCCAGGAACAAACUCCAAGUGUAGUAACUCCUUCUUCUAAGGAAGAAGGCAAAGGUUUGCAUGAACUGAAAUGACAUUUUGCAACAGAGUACAAGUAUUCUGAUCUCUCCAGUGCUUAUGGGGAACUGGUUUGUGUUGCUGUUCUUCAAGAUUACAAACUGUAUCAGCUCUAGGAUGUUGAAGGUGUAAUCCCACAUAAGAAUCCCUUUGAUUGUCAAUAACAAUAGGACUGUUUAGAAUAAAAGGCUUUAUGAGCUACUUGUAACAAACUGGAACAAUAAUUGUUAUAGCUCUAACCUUCCGAAUGGAGCUACCCUCUGCACUCUUCCUUGUUUUCCUUCUGGUGCUGAAGCUUCAAGUGCUCCUUCAUCUUCAAUGUUUGCAAAGUGAAACAUUGGCCUUGUAUAACUACAACAAUAUCCAUAGACUUAUUCAGGCUGGAAAAACAAAGCAAAGCAUCCAAACAGAAAGGGCUUGGUAUUUAAUUUGUUCUAAAAAUCAUUGAAAAAUAUUCAGCCACAGUUAAAUUUGGGGAAAUGUGUGUAUAUAACUUUAAAAAUUAUAUAUUUGCAUACUACAUGCUCUUGUUAGACCGGCGAUAAAUUAUUGCCACUCUGUAGUUUGCUUUGUGGACAGAAAUCAAUCCAGCCUGACUGGUACAGGGUCACCAGCAUUGUUUUACAUUGAUGUCCUAAAUCAUUGCUUAUGUUUGGAUCUGAAUAAUUUUAGUGAAAGUCAGUGACAGUUUAGAGCAUUAACAUAGGCUUAGAGUUGCAGUUUGGAGACAGUUUCUAUAUUUAUACUUGUUCCCACUGUCCCUUUGGACAAAGGGUAAGCAUUGUCCCCAUGGUAAAAAAAGAUACGUGCCAUGGAACUGUUGUCGCUGUUUUUUCCAGAGUUUUAAUUUAAUAUUAGCUAUGAAUUUACUAAUAUUUGGCCAUUGCAUAACUGUAACUGACAUAAUACAUAUGAAGAUUUUA